GACUUUCACUGAUAGGUAGCUAAUGAUAUAAGGAGUAACUUUUUUAGACUAGCUUCGCCCUGCGGCGUCACCUGCAGUUAUUGUCGUACCGCGCGCAGCAUGGCGGGACUCGCCUAUCAAUAAUAAAAUUUAAUGUUCCCGAAACGAAGGACGGGUCGCUAGUCUACAAUAAAAAUUAACCUGUCAUUUUAGUAAUCACAGUCCCUAUAUAUUAUUCGGUGUGAUUAAAAAUUGUGUGUGAAGUUGAAGAUUAAAAUGAUUAAUCGACCAGCUAUUUCUUAUCUAAAGUAGGGUGAGUCACACCAAAAUAAACGUCAAUAUUGUAGAAGCUAUUAAUGUUUGGUUGACGAUUACGAAUUAAUGUAAAUUCAGUGAUGUAAAUACACAUUUAUAAAUGGCCGCUCAAACGCUUCACAGCAAAAUGGAAAUCUCAGACAUUAGAAAAUCCAAACAGGUUUUAUAUGAAGAUAACCAGUGCGUAGUUUUCGAUGAAGAAUUAGACAGGCAAGCGCCAAUACACUUUCUCGUAGUACCGAAGAAGGUAAUUCCAGUCAUGUCGGAAGCAUCAGUGGAUGACGAAAAAAUUAUUGGUCACCUCUUAUUGGUUGCAAAUGAAGUAGCCACAAAAAAAGGAUUAUACCGACAAGGAUACCACGUGUUUUUAGAUGAGAAUCACAAAAUAAUGAAAUUGAAAGCUCUUCACGUAUUCGGACGAGCUUUACAUCACAUGGUCUGGCCGAGCGGUCCGGGGGCGAGACUUUAACUAGCAAUCAUGAAUUCGCAAUACUUUGUUAAGCAUUAUACAUUAUUGUAAUUAAUAAAUUAAAAAAAAAAUACUUUUUGUAUUAUUUUCGCAUCAUGAAACUAGUUAGUUUAGCCCUUCUAACAUGAAUCCCGUUAAUUAACUGAGAUUUGAAGCCCAUAGUAGUGUUAAUUCAUAUUUCCAUACUUAGCUUCCCAUAUUUUUAGACAUCAGAAAUGGUUUUAAUAUGGCAGUAUGGUCACGUACUCUUUGCCUACUCAAUGGACAAUUGUAAAGAUUCAACUGUCAAUUACAAACCCAAAAUGAGUGCCAAAAUGUCGUUUUCUCGUCUUUCAUAUAAACAUGGCGGACGGUGAGGUGAAACUCGCACAAACUGCCGCUCCAGGCGGUGAUACAAUCUUUGGGAAAAUAUUACGUAAAGAAAUCCCUGCAAAUUUCAUUUACGAAGACGAACAAUGCGUAGCGUUCAAUGAUGUGAACCCACAAGCUCCUACUCAUGUAUUGGUGAUACCAAGGAAGCCUAUUCCACAGCUCUCGCUGGCUGAUGACACUGAUGAACAGUUGUUAGGACAUCUUCUAAUUGUUGCCCGUAAAGUUGCUGCCCAGCUAGGCCUGGACAAGACAGGCUUCCGCCUAGUUGUUAACGAUGGAAAGAAUGGCGCCCAAAGCGUUUACCACCUUCACAUUCAUAUCCUCGGAGGAAGGCAGAUGCAGUGGCCACCUGGCUAAAUUAUUGUCUAUAGCAAUUUAAAAAUUUCAUGGCAAAAAUUAAAUUUUACGUCUUUAGAAAUUAGCAGUCUUUAGUUGAAAUAGCUAAGCAAUUUAAUAUAAGUAAGUCGGUUUUGCACAGACAUGUAACAAGAAUAAUCUCAAAGUGGUCUUGAAUUAUUUGUGGAAGUCCAGAGGUUUAAAAGGUAGAUAAAUAUGAAAAUGAUCAGAAUUAAAUAAAAAUAACAAUUCUGUUUUUCCUUUGAAGUGUUUGAAGUGUCCCCCGACAGACAGAUUCGUUUUGUUUUAAAAAAAAAUUUAUACAAA
This is a messenger RNA of Bombyx mori (domestic silkworm), 1798 nucleotides long. RefSeq names its product protein kinase c inhibitor (gene HINT1). The record is from RefSeq and is a predicted model, not a curated record. Gene Ontology annotation, biological process: purine ribonucleotide catabolic process. The transcript is spliced from 5 exons. Gene Ontology annotation, cellular component: nucleus; cytoplasm. Lineage: Eukaryota; Metazoa; Arthropoda; Insecta; Lepidoptera; Bombycidae. Gene Ontology annotation, molecular function: hydrolase activity. Bases 1106 to 1492 code for a protein of 128 amino acids.